UGUGAUCAGUAACCUGUUCGAGCGACAUGUUUCGAUGAACAGAAAUUUCAGUGGUUCUGAUUGAAAAAUUCUAAAAAAUAUGUGCUAAAUAUGACUAAAUUUAUCGUGCUAAAUUAGUUGUGUAAAAGAAAUUAAAAUUAAAAUGUCUCUGCACGAAACGUUCAUCGAAGAAGAUGGAUUCGGUAUGAUGCCUAGACCCAACCAUAACAGGCAUAAAACGAAAUUCGAUAUUGUUAGAAGGUAUACUAUGACCAAUAAGCACAGAGCGUCGGUGCAAUUGAUAUCGUGGGGCGCCACCAUCCAGUCGAUCAAAGUCCCGAACAAGUAUGGCAUUUUGGGUGACGUUGUUUUAGGAUUCGACGAUCUCGAGGGGUAUUUGAAGAACAGGUACAUAGGAAGCAUAAUCGGUCGAGUGGUGAAUAAAAUCUCCAAUGGUACGAUGACAGUGGACAAUAAGGAUUACUCGUUGUCAGUGAACUAUAGGGACGGUUGCAGUCAUUUUCACGGUGGCUAUUGUGGCUUCGAUAACGUCAAUUGGCAGUCCUACAUACGGGGAAAACACGUGGUGAUGACGCAUCAUAGUCCAGCGAAUUGCCAGGGAUACCCAGGUGAUAUGUUGAUACAGAUCAAAUUCUCUUGGACCGACGAUAACCAGCUCGGUAUUAACAUCCGCGCACAAGCAACUCAGCCAACACCUGCCAAUAUCACUACUAAUUGCUUGAUGAACCUUGCCGGCCACGCGACGGGUCCGAUCGAAUUGAAAAAACACGUGGUCUCAAUUAACGCUGAUUGCUGGACCUGCGCGGAUGUCAAAAACAAUUUGCCGACAGGCGCUAUACUUCCUGUCGAUUAUGAAGUCUACGAUUUACGUUUACCGACACAGCUGACCAAGAACCGGCUUUACAACGUACCAGGGGGUGGUUACAACCAGAAUCUCUGCAUCACCAGCCCCAGCUGUUGGUGUUAUCGAUUCCACGCUAGGAUUCUGCACCCGACCUCCGGAAGAACUUUAGAAGUUUACUCGAAUCAACCAGGUCUUCAGUUCUCAACCGGAAACGACCUACCCGAUCCUGAAUGCGUUUGUCCCCCCGAUUUCGACGACGCGUCCGUCUACGACAGCCAAGAUUGUAUCGCCGACCUCGUGGACACAGACAUUUGGGGGAAAGAUGGCGUCCGUUACCAGAGGCACGGAGGGUUCGUAUUGUCGCCGCAGAACUAUCCUGAUGCGAUCAAUAUAAGCGAUUUUCCCUGUUGCGUACUCUAUCCUGGCAAGGUUUACGCGCAUGACUUGACGUUCAAAUUUGGCCUGCUUUCGAAAAUUUGAAUCUGUUAAAAUCGAACUGUCAAACAACUCGAAUCACUCGUUUUAAUAGCUGUAAUUAGUAAUUAAUAGCAAUAACCUAAUUAAUAGCAAACCUACCCGUCGAAUGAACAGUUUCAGAUUGCUUACGUUGCGGUUAAUGCGAUUGUAACGAUCUUUUAAUGGGAAAUAGUUAACCCUUUGCACUCGAAGCUAUUUUAACUGUAAAUAUAAAAUCAUUUUUCUGA
Messenger RNA from Megalopta genalis, 1548 nucleotides. The record is from RefSeq and is a predicted model, not a curated record. NCBI's taxonomy places the organism in Eukaryota, Metazoa, Arthropoda, Insecta, Hymenoptera, Halictidae.